This is a messenger RNA of Sorex fumeus (smoky shrew), 2966 nucleotides long. It is a transcript of the gene TMEM67, whose product is annotated as transmembrane protein 67. The coding region runs from base 150 to 2885 and encodes 911 amino acids. Gene Ontology annotation, biological process: cilium assembly. The transcript has 29 exons. The record is from RefSeq and is a predicted model, not a curated record. Gene Ontology annotation, cellular component: MKS complex; ciliary transition zone. Lineage: Eukaryota; Metazoa; Chordata; Mammalia; Eulipotyphla; Soricidae.
CCCAGAGCUUCUCCCUCCCGUUCCGGCGCCCGGAGACGUGCGGCCACGGCCAGUACUUCGACAUCUCGUCGCUGGCCUGCGCCCCGUGCGGAGCCCACCAGGAGCGGGACGCGCACGGAACUUCGUGUGUGUGUCUGCAAGGAUUUCAUAUGAUUGCUAAUACUGGAGGACCUGGUAUUACUUGCAAAAAAUGCCCAGAAAACAUGAAAGGUGUCACCAAAGACGGAUGGAACUGCAUCACUUGCCCUGGUGAUUUAACUGCAGAAGGAAAAUGCCAGUGUCCCAUUGGCCACAUUCUAGUGGAAAGAAAUGUUGAUGGAACAUUGUUGUCUCAAGCAAAGUGUCAACUCUGUAAUGACAGCGAAGAUUCUUUCACUGUGGCAGAUGCCUUAGGAAACAGGUGUGUCCGAUGUGAACCGACAUUUAUUAAUGCCAGCGGGACCUGUGCAUGUCCAGAGCCUAACAUUUUAACAGGAGGAUUGUGUAUUUCCAGCACAGGGAAUUUUCCUCUGCGUAGAAUUUCAGCUGUUCGUUAUGGGGAGCUUGGCGUGUCUUUCAUAUCAGAUUGGUUUGUUAAACAUCUGCAGGCAUCAGCAGCUGCUUGUUGGUUACACGCCAAUCUAACGUCUUGCCAAGCUCUGGGAAAUAUGUGUGUGAUGAACAUGAAUUCCUAUUACGACGCUGCCGUUUUUGAUGCCUGUCGACUGUUUCAGGCCGUCUUUGAAAACGCAGCUGGGCUGCGUACUGUUCAUUCCAUUUCCUUUUGGAGACAGAAUCUUCCGUGGCUGUACUAUGGAGACCAGCUCGGAAUAGCUUCUCAAGUCCUCAGAACUACUCCUCUUCCUACAAAUUUCACUUUUAAAGGGGACAACCAGAAUAUGAAACUGAAGUUUGUAGCUGCUUCCUACGAUGUGAGAGGAAAUUUUCUCCAGUGGCAGACCUUAGAAGGAGGUGUCUUACAGCUUUGUCCCGACACAGAGAUAAGACUAAAUGCGGCUUAUUCUUUUGGAACAACCUAUCAACAAAGUUGUGAUGUCCCAAUCUCUAAGAUCUUAGCUGACUUUCCCACGCCAAUAUUUUAUGAUGUGUACUUUGAAUAUACCGAUGAAAAUGAUCACCAGUUCAUCUGGGCUGUGCCUGUGUUAAACCUAAAUCUUCAGCAUCAUAAAACAUUUGUGAACAAAGAUAGUAACUCUGAUAAGUGGCUUCUGACUCGGCGCAUUUUCUUGGUGGAUGCACUAAGUGGACGAGAGAACGACUUAGGAAAUCAGCCGCGGGUAAUUCGAAUCGCUACCCAAAUAUCAGUCAGCAUCCAUCUUGUACCUAACACGAGAGCUGGAAACAUCUACCCUCCUUUAAUCACUAUAGCAUACAGUGACGUUGAUAUCAGAGAUUCCAAAAGCCAGUCUGUGAAGGUUUCUUUCUCAGUCAGAUACGAAAUGAACCAAGGAGAAGCAUAUGUCCAGACAGAUAUUGCCCUGGGUGUGCUGGGGGGACUGGCUGUCCUGUCGUCUCUUCUGAGGACAGCAGGGUGGAAGAGGCGCAUCGCGAGUCCCAUGAUAGAUUUGCAGACCUUCAUGAAGUUCUUGGUCUACUAUGCGGGUGACCUCGCCAAUGUCUUCUUCAUCAUCACCGUGGGGACAGCGCUCUAUUGGCUGAUUUUCUUCAAAGCUCAGAAGUCAGUCUCUGUUUUGCUACCAGUGCCAGCUCAGGAAGAACGUUUUGUUACUUAUGUGGGAUGUGCUUUUGCCCUAAAGGCUCUGCAAUUUUUGCAUAAGCUCAUAUCCCAGAUUACCAUAGAUAUAUUCUUUAUCGAUUGGGAGAGGCCUAAAGGAAAGGUUCUCAGAGCUAUUGAAGGCGAGGGUGGUGUUCGGAGUUCAACUGUUCCUGUCAGCAUAUGGAGGACAUAUUUUGUAGCAAAUGAAUGGAACGAAAUUCAGGCUGUGAGAAAAAUCAAUCCACUCUUUCAAGUAGUUUCCGUCCUCUUCUUCUUGGAGGUUGUGGGGUUCAAGAACUUGGCACUGAUGGACUCAUCCUCCAGCCUUUCCAGAAGCCCUGCCAGCUACGUUGCUCCCGACAGCCGCAUUUUGAGAUAUGCUGUGUCAACUGCCCUGUGGCUCACCAUUGGCGUUCUACAAAUCAUGUUCUUUGCUGUCUUUUACGAGAGAUUUAUAGAAGAUAAAAUUCGGCAGUUUGUUGAUUUAUGCAGUAUGAGCAAUAUAUCAGUGUUUCUGUUAUCCCACAAAUGUUUUGGAUAUUAUAUUCAUGGUAGAUCAGUACAUGGGCAUGCGGAUACUAAUAUGGAAGAAAUGAAUAUGAAUCUUAAGAGAGAAGCGGAAAAUUUGUGUAGCCAAAGAGGUUUGGUACCUAACACUGACGGCCAGACUUUUCAGAUUGCAAUUUCUAGCCAGAUGAGACAACACUACGACAGAAUCCAUGAGACACUAACCAGGAAAAAUGGCCCUGCCAGACUAUUGAGUUCAUCAACAAACACUUUUGAGCAGAGUAUAAAGGCAUAUCACACCAUGAAUAAAUUUCUGGGCUCUUUCAUUGAUCAUGUUCAUAAGGAAAUGGACUACUUUAUAAAAGAUAAGUUGCUUCUCGAAAGAAUUCUCGGAAUCGAAUUUAUGGAACCAAUGGAAAAAAGCAUCUUUUACAAUGAUGAAAGUUACUCAUUCAGCAGUGUUCUGUAUUAUGGAAAUGAAGGCGUUCUUCUUAUCUUUGAUCUGCUGUUCUUCUGUGUUGUGGAUUUAGCUUGCCAAAAUUUUAUUUUAGCGGCCUGCCUUACAUACCUACAACAAGAGAUUUUUAGGUUCAUCCGUAUUACAGUAGGACAGAAGAAUUUGGCAUCCAAAACAUUGGUGGAUCAAAGAUUUCUGAUCUAACAUGUUCAAUAGCUCAAAGCCGCAAUAUUGUUAUGGCAAAAAUGUCAUGACUUUCAGGACCCAAAAGAAGAGAGAGAGAAC